This is a messenger RNA of Nymphaea colorata (pocket water lily), 861 nucleotides long. Its product is annotated as protein EXORDIUM-like 7. The record is from RefSeq and is a predicted model, not a curated record. The coding region runs from base 1 to 861 and encodes 286 amino acids. The transcript is spliced from 3 exons. NCBI's taxonomy places the organism in Eukaryota, Viridiplantae, Streptophyta, Magnoliopsida, Nymphaeales, Nymphaeaceae.
AUGACUCUGCUCCCCUGCUACCUAUUGCAGAAAGAUUCGCAUAUGUUUGGGUUGCUAACUCUGAGAGGCAAUGCCCUGGACAGUGCGCCUGACCGUUCCACCAGCCUCUGUAUGGGCUGCAGACCAGGCUGCAGGUGGUGCCAAAAUGGUGAUGUGGGUGUCGACGGAAUGAUCAUCAAUAUUGCUAGCAUGUUGCCUGGUAUCGUCACCAAUCCCUACAAGAGCGUCCACUUCCAAGGAAUGACUAGUGCUUCUCUAGAGGCAGCAUCGGCCUGUGCAGGGAUACACGGCAAGAACGCUUAUGCCGGGCAACAUGCUAGCAAUAUUGAUGAUCAUUCUGUCGACACCCACAUCACCAUUUUGGCGCCAGCAGCAGCCCGGUCUGCAGCCCAUACAGAGGCUGGUGGAAUGGCCAGGCACACUAUCCAGGGCAUUGCCUCUCAGAGUCAAGCAACCCAAACAUGUGCUAUUCUUAAUGUAUUCUUAUAUCAUAUAGAUGAAGACGUCGCAGUCGAGGGAUUCUGCAUGAGCAGCUGCGGCCUCCAUGACUCCGCUCCCCUGCUGCCUAUUGCUGAAAGAUUCGCAUAUGUUUGGGUUGCUAAUCCCGAGAGCCAGUGCCCUGGACAGUGUGCCUGGCCAUUCCACCAGCCUCUGCAUCGGCUGCAGACCAGGCUGCUGGUGGCACCAAAUGGUGAUGUGGGUGUCGAUGGAAUGAUCAACAUUGCCAGCAAGUUGCUUGACAUCGUCACCAACCCCGACCAGAGCGGCUACUUCCAAGGGAUGGCCACUGCUCCUCUAGAGGCAAUGUCGGCCUGUCUUAUCUCCCUGCACAGGCCGACGUUGCCUCUAGAGGAGCAAUAG